Messenger RNA from Penicillium atrosanguineum, 1071 nucleotides. RefSeq lists its product as uncharacterized. The coding region runs from base 1 to 1071 and encodes 356 amino acids. The transcript has 2 exons. Lineage: Eukaryota; Fungi; Ascomycota; Eurotiomycetes; Eurotiales; Aspergillaceae. The record is from RefSeq and is a predicted model, not a curated record.
AUGGCUGGUAGACUUUUCCGCUGGCCGGGUGCCAUGCGCCAAUCGGCCAUCUCGCAGGCUCGCAGCUACGCUUCAAAGUCAGCGAUCCCGACAUUCUCCCCGACUUCCUCCUCCGAAUUGAACGACGCCCUCGACCGAUUCCGACGAGAUCUCUUCAUUCCGGCUGGCCUCCCGAAAAGACAACGAACAAGCAUGUACAAGGAGAAGUACGCGCAGCGAUUGCGGGAUGAACCCAUUACUAUCAACAUUAGCGAAACUGAAGAAUACACUCUGCAGCCCAAGAAGCACAUUGAUUCCCCAAAGAAGUCGGAUGCCAUCGAGGUCAUUAAGAUGAUGCAAGCUACCGAGGACUAUAAGAACUUCAUUCCCUUUGUCAGUGGGCUGCGGGGAGCCCAGUAUUCUGUUACGGAUGAUCACUGGGAACAGAUCAUUCGCAAGGCAGGCGGUGCUCACAAGCUUCACCUGAUCAUCGAGUGCGCCAGGCAGUCGGAGAUCACUGGCCUUCGUUUGCGGAACUUGGAGCUAGUCAAGACUAUUUUCUUCACGCUUCACCUUUCUGCUCAAAAGGCUGAGUUCAAGGGCCCUGAGGUUGGAAAGGCUCUGAACAUGGCCAAGCAGGCAGUCGACAUUAUGGACGCCGACCUCCCCGACCAUUCAUACAGUGCUCCCUCCAUGAACCCUAAGAGCCAGCCCGUUGUCAUCGCUGCUCUUCUGGAGCUAAGUGCCGCUCGCGCUAUCAACGAUUUUGCUGGCAAAGACAACGACAAGGAAGUCCUCGGCUAUACUCAGAAGCUCCUUGCCUCUGCGCCUAAGGGCCAUUACCAAAAAGGCCCCUCGGACGAUGGUCGCAAGAACCUCAACAACUGGAUCCGUGAGGCAAGCACAGUCUACAAUGGAUUGCGAAUGUGCCAAUCGAUUCAUGGCAUCGCUGCCGAUAAGGUCCUCAACCGCGAAGUCUCUUCUCGUCUCGACGAAGUGAAGAAGUCGCUGAAGACUGUGGUUGAGGACUCCACGCACAAGGACAAGGAUAGCGAGCACUGGAAGCACGCCCGCGAGCUGCUCCAGGGCUAG